This is a messenger RNA of Spinacia oleracea (spinach), 1918 nucleotides long. Its product is annotated as trihelix transcription factor DF1. The record is from RefSeq and is a predicted model, not a curated record. Lineage: Eukaryota; Viridiplantae; Streptophyta; Magnoliopsida; Caryophyllales; Amaranthaceae. Bases 132 to 1316 code for a protein of 394 amino acids. The transcript is spliced from 2 exons.
UUACCAACGGAUCUUCAUUUCUGGUUUCACCCACUCUGCUUCCCUUUUCCCUGCCGCCGCACUGUUUUUUUUUCCAAAAAAAAUUCACCUGAAUUGGCUGUUAAUUUGAUCUCACCAUUCCUAAUUUAGAAAUGGAAGAAUUGUUUAGAAGUACUGACCGCCAAUUAACUGGCGCCGCCUUCCCUGAAGACUUAACUCCCUUCCCUAUCCCUGAACCUCAACCUCAUCUUUCCUCCGCCGUUGGUGUUGGUUUCUACUACCCUCAACAAGCGGCUCUUCAUUCUCCGCCAGUUCCCCAGAAGCUCCGUCCUAUCAGAUCCAACGGUCGUAAUCCCAUGGAAUAUUCGAAUCCCGAGGACGCAUUGGUUAGAAUGAAUGGUUGUAAUUCGUCGGAGCUAGGGUUUCUUCCAUUUCAGCCGGAUUUCUCUUCGAAGUCGGAGGAGGACACGUCAGCAGAAGCACUGAUGAAAAUGAAAUCGGAGAUGGACAGCCAGUUGUUAUGCAACUUCAAAUCACAAAUAUCAAGCCUCAACUUCUCUUUCAGUUCCUCUUCAGAUUGUAGUGGUGAUUCUGCACAUAAGGCAGACGAGCUUAACUCGAAUGAGAAACCGAGAAAGAAGAGGAGGAAAAAGAUGGAGUCCUUUUUACAAGGUUUGAUGUCUCAAGUCAUCCACAAGCAAGAGGAGAUGCACCAGCAAUUAAUGGACAUGAUUGAAAACAAGGAAAAGGAGCGGAUUAUUAGAGAGGAAGCUUGGCGUCACCAAGAGAUACAACGUGCCAACAGAGAUCACCAGCUUAGGGCCCAGGAGGCUGCUCGUAGUGUGGCCCUUAUUUCUUUCAUUCGGAAUGCUCUUGGCGUCUCGGAACUACAAAUUCCCGAGCUCUUACCCUUGCCCCAAGUCUUCUCUGGGGAAGAUGUUGCGGAUCCUCACAGCUUGGGUCAAGGUGAACUCGAUAAUUUUGAUCCUAAUAACAAGAGGUGGCCGACUUCUGAAGUCCAAGCGCUCAUCACUCUACGAGCUGCUCUGGAUCAUAAGUUUCAUACUUUAGGCCCCAAAGCUCCUGUGUGGGAAGAAGUUUCAGCUGGGAUGGCUAAAAUGGGAUACAUUCGAAGUGCUAGGAAAUGCAAAGAGAAGUGGGAGAAUGUUAACAAGUAUUAUAAGAAGGCAACAGGCAAUGGAAAGAAACAUUCUGAGAAUGCCAAGUUGUGCCCGUACUUCCAUGAGCUGGAAACCCUCUACAAAAAUCGGCUUAUUACUGCAGCAAAAGCAAACUCUCCCAGUAAUGAAGACUCCGAACAGAAUGGAAAAGUAUAGGAGUUCAAACUAGCAUUGGCUUGAAUAUUAUCACAGCUUAUCUAAUUAUCUGAGCUACUGAAAGAAAGCAGUACUUGCUAGGGAUGGGAACACAACUUUCUCUUUGUUCUCUAGUUUGAGACUACCAGAUAUUCGUGAUCCAAGUUCCCAUCUGUUGAUUCUUUCAUCAACUAUUAGCUGCAAUUUUCUUUUAUCGUUAACAGAAGGAAAUGAGGAUACUUCUUUUGAGGCCAUCAUUUUGGCUUUAUGCGCGUUGAAGAUCAAUACUGAGCUUAAAACAGUAUGCAUGUUAGGUCAUUGUUGGUAUGUCUUUGAUCUUUUAUUUGGAUCUAGCCAGCAAGUCACAUGCCUGGGAAGACGUCGGAUAGAAAAAUGCAACUCUUUCCGGCAUGUUGCUGGCUAGUCCUUUAGACCACUUUUCUGCAUUCAUUUGGUUCACUUGUCUACAAAUAGAUUGAGGCAUUGAGCAGCUAAGUAUUGUGGAUUUGUGGUACGCAUUAGAGGCAUGAUAUUCUAACCGAAAUUCAGCUUAUGUUGUAACUUGUAAAGCUACUUAAAGUAGAAACUAAAUAAAGCUUAGUUGAAGAUAAUUUUCUUUGAAA